Molecule: messenger RNA, 342 nt
Organism: Penicillium chermesinum
Lineage: Eukaryota; Fungi; Ascomycota; Eurotiomycetes; Eurotiales; Aspergillaceae
Product: CVNH domain-containing protein
Exons: 2
Coding region: 1-342 (113 amino acids)
Source: RefSeq, a predicted model, not a curated record
AUGUAUUUCAACGAAAGUGCUUGUGAUUUCCAGCUGGUGCAAGACUCCGGCGGAACAACCCUCAAAGCAAUUUGCAACAAUGAGGAGGGGGCUGGAGUCUCAUCAGACAUCCUCCUGGACGAAUAUAUUGGCAACCUCGACGGUUCCUUCCAAUGGGGUGGAGUUAAUUUCAGCAAGGAUGCGCGGAAUACCAGGCUUACAACUGAGGGCCCAAAUCACCAAGUAAUCCUGCAUUCAGAGCUCAAGAAUCUAUCUGGGGACUAUGUUGGGGACCAUCUUGAUCUGUCUCCCUAUAUCACAAAUACAAACGGCACGCUGCACUUCGCCCAUGAAGACCCGUGA